UGUCACAGUCUGUGUAUUAUGCCAUAUUCCAUACAUUGAGAUUGUGUCACAGUCUGUGUAUUAUACCAUACUCCACACCUCUAGUAAUAAUCCUAAGAGUAAUAGUUUCUGGUUCCCUGUGCUCUCCAACUCUCACCCCAGGUCUUUCCUGCUCUGAUUAGCAAUCUGUUCUCCACCCUUUUCACAUCACAGUGUCCUCCUCCCUCCUUCCCCCUCUUGCUGCUAUCUGAUUCCUCCUCCCCGGGUGUGUGAGUGAGAGGGGGGAGUUGGACAUCACACUCUCUCGUUACUAGUUCCUGCUUCCUUGUUCCCCGUUUCGGUGUGUGUCUGUCUCCCUGUCUCACCCGAUGGGCCGGGGUCCCCCAAGAUACCUGUCCUCCCCGGAGCUCCUCUGAGAGCCGCCUUGCCCCCCACGAACGGGCACCAUGAGGCCGCUUCUCCGCCGGCUGCUGCGGGUCUCCAACCGGUCCAUCCUCGCCUUCAUAUUCCUGUUCUCGCUCUCCUCGUCCUGCCUGUACUUUGUCUAUGUGGCCCCAGGAAUAGCAAAUACCUACCUCUUCAUGGUACAAGCACAGGGCAUCAUGCUGAGAGACAACGUCAAAACCAUUGGGAAUAUGCUCAGGCAAUAUACAAAUAAAAAUGCAACACUCAACGGAACAGAUUACCCUGAUGGUACUAAUGCCACAUAUUUCACUGCUCAGUUAAACGUGUAUGUGCCAGAAAACUUCACAAUUUCACCUUAUCUUCCAUGUCCGGAGAAGCUGCCUUUUAUGCGUGGACCUCUCAGUGUUAAUAUGAGUGAAAUCACUUUAGAUGAUCUUAACCACAUAUUACCAAAUAAUAUGGAGAUUGGGCCUGGCGGUCAUUGGAAACCUAAAGACUGCACUCCUAGAUGGAAGGUAGCGAUACUUAUUCCAUUUCGCAAUCGACAUGAGCACCUACCUAUUUUCUUCAGGCACCUUAUUCCAAUGCUUCAGAAACAACAUUUAGAAUUUGCCUUCUAUGUGAUUGAACAGGCAGGCACGCAGACUUUCAACAGAGCAAUGCUGUUUAAUGUUGGAUUUAAAGAAGCAAUGAAAGAUCGCAAAUGGGACUGUGUCAUUUUCCACGAUGUGGAUCACAUUCCAGAAAAUGAUCGAAACUACUAUGGCUGUGGAGAAAUGCCACGUCACUUUGCAACAAAACUUGACAAGUAUAUGUACAUUCUACCAUACAAUGAGUUUUUUGGAGGCGUUAGUGGAUUGACUGUGGAACAAUAUAGAAAGAUCAAUGGUUUUCCAAAUGCUUUCUGGGGAUGGGGAGGAGAAGAUGAUGAUUUAUGGAACAGGGUUCAUUAUGCUGGCUUUAAUGUAUCCAGACCUGAAGGUGAUCUAGGGAAGUACAAGUCAAUUCCUCAUCACCACAGAGGCGAAGUCCAGUUUUUAGGCCGGUACAAGUUAUUAAGAUACUCUAAAGAACGGCAGUAUCUUGAUGGGUUAAGUAAUCUAAUUUAUGCUCCAAAUAUCUCAUAUGAAAAGUUUUAUAAAAAUAUAACUGUAAACCUUGUACCAGAGCUGGCUCCUGUGAAGGACUACUAAUGAACUGCUCGCUGUCUGAAAUCCAUAUGCCUGUAGGAUCAAGACUUAAAAACUCCAUGAAAGAGUCGACUAUCUCCAACUUGUUCCUAGAGUUAAAAGUACUUUUCAGACUCUUAGACCAUGCAUUUGUCUCUUAAGCCAGCAGCUGCUAUAUCAAUGUUUACAGUGGAAGACUUCUCAGAACCCUAAUCUUGUUACACCAAAUACUGCAUUUUUCAAUCCACUCUAGAUCAGAAAAUAUAAUUUUUACUCUUAAAUUAAACCAUUAUUUCUAUGUUCUUAUCUUAACAUGCAAGGGUUUUUUUGUUUUUUUUUUCCAUUGUACUGGUGUACAUAUGUACAUAUGUAUGUUUUUGUGUAAUUAUAUCUGUAUGUUUGAAUGCACUUAGUGUCCGCUUCUAAAGAGGCACCUGUGUAGUGCACGCCCUUUUCCUCCCGAUAACCUGUUUUCCUUUAUUGUUGCUCUCCUUAAAUCACUGCAAUCAGCAAUGUAACAGAAUUGUUUGCAGCAUCAUUGUAGCUCCUGCUUAAUUUUAGCGCUUUCAUUCUUACUGUGAUCUUUCUGCUGUGCCUUGUCCCAAAAGUGCACUGUUGUAUGAUGUUAUGGGCACUGUUUAUCCUGUUGGAUUGAGCAGGAAUUUUAGAGACUGUCAGGUUAUUCAUUAAAGGGUGAAUUGUUCAAAGUGUAUAUAAAGUUUGAGACUAAAAUAUAUGAACAGAAAACAUCUAACUUAAAGUUGCAUUUCUUGAACUAAAAUUAGAAAUUUACUUGAAUUCCCAUUCAUUCACUCUUUAGUAAAUAACCAUGAGUGUUUAACUGCUCCACUGUAUCCAUUUGAAAAUUGCUAUACUGCAUCCAUAAAUGCACAUGGCCAGCAGCAAUAUUUAUGCUUUGACUUUCUAAUUUUGCCCUGGUAUGAAGAGGUCUCAUGUGCCAAGACAAUAUUAAACCAGCAUCUUGUACUGUUGACACAUGUCAGGAUAGAACCAUGGAUUUGUGCAAUUGAUGCCAGAUUCUAACUCUACCAUCUGAAUGUCGCAACAUAAAACUUAAUUCAUCAGACCAAGCAGCAAUUAAUAAUUUUAUAGUCUAGUGCUAGUGGUCACAUGCUCACUGUGGUCUCUUAUUUCUGUUGAGUGGAACUAGGCAUGUUCUUUCUCUAAUGUAGCCCAUACUUUUAACAUUUUGUACAGUUAAGAGAUACCCUAAUGC
Molecule: messenger RNA, 2790 nt
Organism: Pelobates fuscus (common spadefoot toad)
Lineage: Eukaryota; Metazoa; Chordata; Amphibia; Anura; Pelobatidae
Gene: B4GALT6
Product: beta-1,4-galactosyltransferase 6
Exons: 9
Coding region: 426-1577 (383 amino acids)
Biological process (GO): carbohydrate metabolic process
Cellular component (GO): Golgi apparatus
Molecular function (GO): UDP-galactose:glucosylceramide beta-1,4-galactosyltransferase activity
Source: RefSeq, a predicted model, not a curated record